CAAAGAAUAUCGUUAGCGAAAGAGCAACCGCUUGUAUGUUUGGGCCUUUUCAAGAUAAUGUCCUGAAAUGCUUGAUCGCCCAUGGAAAAUUCACAGCAUGCAUUCUGCAAGAACUAGAUUGGUUCGACGUUAAAAGUGGAAAACUCAAUAGAACGGCGAUACUUGAUUCAGUGUACCUGCAUGUGAAAAAUCAAAAUCUUUUCGACCGUGUGAAUGACCUUGUCGAAGAGUGUGUAACUACAGCAAAUAGCCAAAACGCCGACCAAAACGGAAUAGGCGAAGAAUUCGUUAUGUGCUUGGAUGGAAAAAAUGCUUUUGCAGAUCUUUUUCCCAAGGUAUUCUGCAAGAGAAAAGAUGGCGAUCAACCAAUAGAAAAACAUAUUCCGGAAGAUACUUCUGCUCCCGCUUUAAGGAAACAAAUUCUUGAAUGCGUCUUCGCAUCAAUGAACAAUAUGUCCAACAUAUCAUGUGCGUCGACUUCUGAGAUGCUGUUCUCAAAUCGAUGAGAUAUAAAA
Molecule: messenger RNA, 515 nt
Organism: Fopius arisanus
Lineage: Eukaryota; Metazoa; Arthropoda; Insecta; Hymenoptera; Braconidae
Exons: 4
Coding region: 36-506 (156 amino acids)
Molecular function (GO): odorant binding
Source: RefSeq, a predicted model, not a curated record